Messenger RNA from Populus nigra (black poplar), 591 nucleotides. Its product is annotated as transcription elongation factor SPT4 homolog 2-like. The record is from RefSeq and is a predicted model, not a curated record. The transcript has 5 exons. Lineage: Eukaryota; Viridiplantae; Streptophyta; Magnoliopsida; Malpighiales; Salicaceae. Gene Ontology annotation, biological process: regulation of transcription elongation by RNA polymerase II; positive regulation of DNA-templated transcription, elongation; chromatin organization. The coding region runs from base 59 to 409 and encodes 116 amino acids. Gene Ontology annotation, cellular component: DSIF complex; nucleus. Gene Ontology annotation, molecular function: RNA polymerase II complex binding; zinc ion binding.
CCCCCCCCGCGUGACCACACACACAACACCUUAGAGAAGCGGAGAAGGAGGGAAGAGAAUGGGAAGUGCAGCCGCGCAAAUUCCGACGAGCUUUGGACAUGAGCUCAGAGCCUGUCUUCGUUGCCGCCUUGUCAAAACUUAUGAUCAGUUCAGAGAGUCGGGAUGCGAGAAUUGUUCCUUUUUUAAGAUGGACGAGGAUCAUGAGCGUGUAGUUGAUUGCACAACUCCUAACUUUACUGGGAUUAUUUCUGUCAUGGAUCCGAGUAGAAGCUGGGCUGCUCGCUGGUUGAGAAUCGGAAGAUUUGUACCUGGUUGUUACACACUUGCUGUUUCAGAGGCACUUCCAGAGGACUUACAGAAUUUAUGUGAAGAUGAGCGUGUGCCCUACAUUCCUCCCAAACGUGUGUAAAUGAAUUGGUGAAGUUAUCCUGCCUAUCACUUUGUAACGUCUCAAACGAUGAAGAAUUUGCGUAGCUAGAUCCAUGAGACUCCUUAGCACAAGUAUCGUACGGCUUUAUUAUCUACUCAUGCAGUGUACCAACUAUGUAUAAAAAAGAGGUGGUGUACUGAAGCCAUCAUUUUACUCUUUCA